UCUGAGAUUUUCAAAGCUGACGGACAGAGAGCAACAGACUGACACACAGACACAGGCUUGGGGACUGUGUCAUAGUCCUUCCUGGGCAGCCCACAGGGAAUCCACACCCUUCAGUCUUGACAAAGAGAAAGAAGUCUCUUUGCAAUUCACCCAUUUUGGAUUCCCACAUCACCUCUUCUCUCCCCACAGUGAGGAGACGGAUACACUUUCAUCCCCUUCAAUAAGGAAAUCUGACCACUUUUUGUGUGUAGAUCCAACCCUUUCCCCAUUUACUUCAGCUUAAUAGGGGAUUUUGAUCCCACUAAUUUUAAAAUGCUUUUCUCUCUGGCAUUCCUUGUUCUGCUCCUGUUCAGCCAUUCCCUACAGACCACAGCCCAUGAGAAAAAAACUAAAGCAGAACGUUCACACCGCAGCCUCCUGGUGAACCAUAGCCCAAAUGUAAACAACAACCCUCCUUCUUCAUCAAAAGCCACCCAUUACCUUACCUCUGCCAAACAGAGCCUCGCUUCUACAGCCACGCCUUCAGAUGCAAGCAGUGAAAAGACCUCCCAAAAGGAAGAAAGCCCCUCCUCUGCACAGCACCCCAUCAAAGUCUUGAUUUCCAAUGCCUGGUUCCAGAAAGACACAAGCAAACACACAGCCAACUCUACCCUGGUGCAGGACAAGGAACUGGACCUUGAGCGUGGUUCUCCGCUAGUUCUGACUCAUCAGAUCAACCUGGUACCGGGAGCAUGUGGCGGCUGCGAGGCAGAAUUUGCCACUCUGCAAAAGCGCUUGGACCAUCUGGAGAGGGAGGUGUCCACUCUGAAGCAGAACUGCGCGUGUGCCAAAGGGGCUGCCUGCUUCCCUCAAUCAGAUGAAAACGAGUGUCCGAACGACUGCAGUGACCAGGGGAGAUGUGAGGGGGGUAGAUGCGUCUGCUUCCCAGGAUUCAAUGGGCAUGACUGCGGCACUGCUGUGUGCCCCUCUGACUGCAGUAAUAACGGACAGUGUGUGAAUGGCCAGUGCGUGUGUGACAACGGCUAUUCGGGACUUGAAUGUGCUAACAAAUCCUGCCCUGGUAACUGUAACAACCAAGGACAGUGUGUGAAGGGAACUUGUGUGUCUCACCCUGGUGUCAAGGGCACUGACUGCUGCACUGCUCCCUCAGGCUCUGUCCAUCUUAGGAGCAGAGAUAUAACGGACUCGUCUGUCACUCUUUUCUGGACCCAGCCCUCUGUCCAGUACAGCACCUACCGCAUCACUUUCACAAGCCUGAGAGAUGGAGGUGGAACAAUUCAAGCCAAUGUAGGAGGAAGGGCCCUCAGCUUCACUCAGACUGGACUGGCUGCAGGUCAGAAGUACAAGGUGUCAAUCAGAGGAGAGAGAGAUGGGAAGAUGGGACCAGAGAGCACCACUGAGUUCACGACUGGUGAGUUUGUGCAAAAAGUGGGGUCAUGGUUUUGGUAGCAAUUUCAGUGUUGUUGCUUACUCAUGAAGCCUCCUGGAUAGAUUUUGUGCAGAUUUAUUGGCC
Molecule: messenger RNA, 1513 nt
Organism: Anguilla rostrata (American eel)
Lineage: Eukaryota; Metazoa; Chordata; Actinopteri; Anguilliformes; Anguillidae
Product: tenascin-like
Exons: 5
Coding region: 313-1449 (378 amino acids)
Biological process (GO): regulation of cell adhesion; neuron projection development
Molecular function (GO): protein binding
Source: RefSeq, a predicted model, not a curated record